Molecule: messenger RNA, 955 nt
Organism: Phascolarctos cinereus (koala)
Lineage: Eukaryota; Metazoa; Chordata; Mammalia; Diprotodontia; Phascolarctidae
Source: RefSeq, a predicted model, not a curated record
CUUCCGGGGAGAACAGUUUGUCCUAGAAAAGGGAGAUUACCCUAGGUGGGAUGCCUGGUCCAACAGCCAUCACAGCGACAGCCUCCUCUCCCUUAGGCCCCUACACAUUGACAGCCCAGAGCACAAAAUCCACCUGUUUGAGAAUCCAGGCUACGGUGGCCGCAAGAUGGAGAUUGUGGAUGACGACGUUCCCAGUCUCUGGGCUCACGGCUUCCAGGAUCGGGUGGCCAGCAUCCGAGUCAUCAAUGGAACCUUCCAUCCUGAGUGAGACCAUGGCAUCAGACUACCAGACUCAGUCCUCUAAACCGCAGCCCCUCAAUCCCAAGAUUGUCAUCUUUGAGCAGGAGAACUUCCAGGGCCGAUCCCAUGAGCUGAGUGGGCCAUGUUCCAACCUAAAGGAGACUGGAAUGGAGAAGGCGGCCUCCAUCCUUGUGCAGUCAGGACCCUGGGUCGGGUAUGAACAGGCCAACUGCAAAGGAGAGCAGUUUGUGUUUGAGAAAGGUGAGUACCCUCGCUGGGACUCUUGGACCAACAGCCGCCGGACUGAUGCGCUCAGCUCGCUGAGGCCCAUCAAAGUGGACAGCCAGGAGCACAAAAUCAUCCUUUAUGAAAAUCCUAACUUCACUGGGAAGAAGAUUGAGAUCAUUGAUGACGAUGUGCCCAGUUUCCAUGCCCAUGGCUACCAGGAGAAAGUAUCAUCUGUGAGGGUACAGAGUGGAACGUGGGUGGGCUACCAGUAUCCAGGUUAUCGAGGCUUCCAGUACCUAUUUGAGAAGGGGGAAUACAAGGACAGCAGCGAUUUUGGGGCUCCCCACCCCCAAGUUCAGUCUGUAAGGCGCAUACGGGAUAUGCAGUGGCAUCAGCGAGGUGCCUUUCACCCUACCAACUAGAUCCCCAUCACCCCAGCACCACCAUCAUGCAGGGAUGAGGACCCAUGCUCCUCUCAUCACUCCCA